AUGGACAAGACUGGGUUCAUAUCACUGGCAUUGGAAAAAGGCAGCAAAUCAAUUGAAAAAUUGCUUCAUCAAGAUGAUAAUUUUAAUAAUAAUAAUCAAGCAUUCGUAGAUCGCGAUGAUGAAAAGAUACCAAUUCUAGAUGGUGAACGAAGGAACCUUGUUUCUCGAAAGAAGACAGUUCAAAAGUUACAGCCUGCAAUGAAUAACGCUUUAAUGCCUAAAUUCUCUAUACAGCAAUUAUCAAUGCCCCUACAAAAUCAAAUGACCACGAUUCUAGCUUCUUCAAAACCUUGGUUUCGAGAAGCUGAAUUUACGAAAUCUACAAGCAUUUCUUCCCUCACAACAUCAGCAUAUUUACAUAGGAAUGUGAGUAAAUGUCAUACAUCGCUAGCUUAUUUUGCCAUCAAGCGCAAUGAAAUGAAACAUGAAACUAAUAUUAUGGAUUGUUCAGCAAUAAAUUAUUUUGCAACGACUAAAAGAUGCGAGUUGUAUGAUGUAUCUGCACAGCCCCAUGGACCUGGCAAUUUGAUGGAAAACAAUGACGCGCUUUAUGCGGAACAAUUUUGUGUUUCAGAUAAAAAAAUCAAAUGUUCAGAGGAUGGUAUUUUCCUUUUGCAUCCGAUGAAGCAAAUUAAUGGAGAAAAUAUGGUUGUUCGAUUUGCCAGUAAUAUAACCAAUUGUCUAAGGCAUUGCUUGGAUCGCAAAGCAUGCAUGUCAGCUGUGUUCGAUUCCAAUAAAAAACGAUGUGCAUUACAUCGAAUCAGUAUCAUCAAUUCGCCAGAUUCUUUAAUUGAUGCUCCGGUUGGUUGGGUUGUUAUUGAAAAUACAUGCGAUAGGACACAAAUGACGAAGCACUCCGAAUCUCAGAUGUCUACUGUUCCUCCGAAAAGCUCACAGUGGACUGAAUGGUCGAGUUGUCGAUUCAAGGUGCGAGGUUUAAUAGUUCGAGUUCGAACCAGAGAGUGCCAAAAUGGUUGUACAGAUGGAGGAAUGCAAAUAGAACAUUGUCAUUUGUAG
This is a messenger RNA of Dracunculus medinensis (Guinea worm), 1017 nucleotides long. Lineage: Eukaryota; Metazoa; Nematoda; Chromadorea; Rhabditida; Dracunculidae. The record is from the annotation of a GenBank genome assembly.